Molecule: messenger RNA, 4626 nt
Organism: Eremothecium cymbalariae DBVPG#7215
Lineage: Eukaryota; Fungi; Ascomycota; Saccharomycetes; Saccharomycetales; Saccharomycetaceae
Gene: SSK2
Product: mitogen-activated protein kinase kinase kinase SSK2
Exons: 1
Coding region: 1-4626 (1541 amino acids)
Biological process (GO): stress-activated MAPK cascade; protein phosphorylation
Cellular component (GO): cytoplasm
Molecular function (GO): ATP binding; MAP kinase kinase kinase activity
Source: RefSeq, a predicted model, not a curated record
AUGGUCGUUAAGGAGCAUCUUCAUAGAUCACCAGGAAAAUGUGAUGAGGUAGGAACUCCUUUUAAUGGGGAGAAAAGGGUACCUGGGAGCAGGAUCAAGACUGAAAAGUCUCCCAAUAGGCUAUCACCGAAGAAUCAGGUACCUCCAAGGAGUCCAAUUAUGACGAUACCACCGGGCCUUGUGAGAAGCCAUUCAUACAAAGGUUUAUCCAGUGUGAGUCCGACGAAUACUUUGGCCAUCAAUACGAAUCUUAAGGUGCUACAGCAGAGUCCGCAGCAGUUAGGGCAACAGUUACGGCCCCAUUUUUCUCACCAACAUUUUUCGCCACUGUCUGCAGAUUCUUCCUCAUCGUCAAGCCGCAAGGCAAGUGUUUCAGCGUUUUCUGCUUCGAAAACAGUUUCUCCGACGUCAAAACCAAGGUCUAAUUCUGUAAGCAGUAACUUCAAAAUAACAUCAGAUUCGUUGCAUAAUGCUCAUACACCAACAUUGGUACUGCCACCUAACCUUGCGUCUUUGAAUUCUCAGUCGACUCUCUCGAUGACGCAUAUGGGCAGUAAUCCAGUGUUGAAUACAGCUGCAAUGAAUGGGAGUGGUAGUGUGAUUAUCACAAAUGUUACUGAAGCCUCUUCAAACUCCUCCAAGUCAGCAAAUAAUAGUGCGACUAGCUCGCUGCGUUCUAGCUACAAGCCCAUCAAGCGACAGUAUAUUCUCAAUGAGCAGCUAUAUCUCGCAAGAAUGAAAAACAGCCAUUUAGAUGAAUACUACACUAGAGGAAUUGCACCAGCUAUAAAUGAAGAUGAAGAUGAAGAUACAGAUCUUGAUAUCGAUAAUGAUGACAUAGAAUUCAAUUCCAAUUCGUUGAAUGGUAAUGAGAGAAAGUAUAUCCAGCCAUAUGAAAACGAAUUAUUCACAAUGAGCACGAAACAUCUGACAGAAAAGAUGGGCUGGUUACGAGAAUCUGAUCCCGAUAAUCCCGAUAUUGAAUCUGUCAUAAAAUUUCUAGAGAACAAUUGCACACAAAGGAAUCCCGCCCCUGCGCAAGAUCCACAAUUUUGCAGACAGGAAUCUGAACUGAUUGUAAAUAAACUAUCGAAAAACCCAUUAGUGCAGGAGAGGUUAGAGUGGCAAACCAUGCUGUCAAAUGUAUUGCGAGGCGAUAUAGUCAAGUCGGAAAAGACCAAGUUGGCGAAACAGAGGAUGACAAAUGAAUCUACUAGGCAAUGUAGUGAUGAUAUCUGGUUGGAACUUAAGUCUUGGCUAUGCGGUAGAACAAUAGAGGAACAGCGUACUUGGUUUCAAUAUUUGCGUGCAUCUACAGAUGAAGUAUUUCAAAAGAUUUUAGAUUUCAGGCUGGAAGACGAUACGGAUACCAAAACUGCGUUUGAUAAUAUUGAACAACUUUUAGGGGCAUAUUACAAAGUCGUUCCAUACUGGAAACACCGGCAACAGAUGCACCAAGAAAAGCCAAUAACAAACACUGAUGAAUUCAACUUUCGCCUAGAAACCAUGAAUUCUUAUGUGGUUUUAUAUACUGCGUUCAACACAGAAAUUGCUGCUUUGAAACGGUGGAUCGGUAAUGAUGAUUUGGAUAUCAAAGUUGCAUGCAAUACAACAGGCUUUGAAGGAGUAUACAAAAAUGAUAGAUCAUUUGCUGAGCAAAUACUGAAAGAAAAAGAUAUCGAAAACAUCUUUCAAAGAAAAAUAUUUUAUCGACAUGCUCCUUGGAUCUUAAAGGCCAAGUGUAUGCAUAUUGAAUAUGCUAAAAAUGUAGUGGCAAUGAAUCUCCCUUCUCUCCAAGAACUAUUGACCACCCUAUUAACCUUUCCGCUCAAGUUGAUUAAAGAAAUUAUCCAUAUUAGGAUAAAUUACGCUAAAAAAUUAAAACAACCAACGAUGAUGAUGAUUGAUCAGAUGAUUGAUGAUUUUAGAGUUUAUAUUAAACUUGCAGUCCAGAUUAAAUACACUGUGAGUCUCUACUGCAACAAUCACAUCAUUGAAAGCAGUAGUAUUAUAGACAGUGGUUUUGAUAAAACUGUAAAUGAAGCUAUAAGAUAUUUCUUCAGGUUAUUAAAUCUUAAAUUAGUUGAUUCUUCCAAGAAAUCUUUUAAAACUUUCAAGGAACCCGAAGUUUUAUUCGUUCAUUGGGAGGAUUUAAAAAAUGUUGGAUGCUAUAUUGACGGUGCUAAUGAAGUUGUAUCAGUAGGCUUCGUCAACUUAACCCUAAGGUUACUUAAUAGACUACACUCCUACGUUUUAACAGAACAUAAUGACAUAACAAAGCUGAAUACGAAAGCCGAGUGUGAAAAGUGGAUAGCUGUUGCCCUGGAGCAUAUCGGUUCUUUUAAAAGAAAGAUGAAUAGAUUUUCUAAUGUACUAACAAAGGCAUUGAAGAAUUCGGCGAACUAUCGCAUUAAUGACAGUGAAAUGUUAUUUAAAAACUUAAAGGAGUCAGGUCACUUCUUGAUUUACACUGGGGGGCAUUUAGAAGAUGAUAGUGUUUAUUUAUUUGGAAGUCCCGAGUUAUUGGGAUAUUCUGGUGAAAGUAUUCUACACAUCUUAAAUGGAACGGAAGUCGGUUCCGAUCUGAUUCCAAGGGUCUCAAUUAAAAAUAGUUUAUCUGUCUAUACUGCUGUUGAACAAGGGAUUAGCUCAGAUAUGAUGCUUGUGCAAGAAUAUAGACCCGAUGGUGUUUCAUUCUACCAUAUACAAUCUGAUAAUCCUAGAAAGCUUUAUCUGCGAAACCGUAACAGAUCACCAAAUGCGUAUGAUACGGAUGAAGAAGAGGGUGAACUUUACGAACUGGAACUUAAAUUGAAAUCUUUAGGUUAUUUACUAGCUAUUUGCCCUGGCGAAGCGGUACUGUGGGAGGGGGAAAUGUACAACCUCUCUUCUGAAAAGGAAUUAACUAAAGAUGACUUUCACAUAAAUGUUGCACCAAAUACACUGACGUUGUUUAACCAGGGUUCUACCUAUUCCAUGGAUUAUCUAUGUGAUCGAUUUGAGCAUUCUGCUAGCGAUUCUGUAAUGUUUGUUGAUAGACGUUGCUCCAUUCGAUAUGCCGAUGCCACUUUACAAAAGAUUAAUAAAGCAUACUUCCGCAUUACUUAUCACACUUUGUUAAAUUACUGUAAAGUGGUGGAUUCUAUUAAAUCUAAAUUCCGCGGGAUAGACUCACUGAACAGUGUGUUCAUUUUUUGUAGAGAUUUUGCAAGAAAUUUCUUGAGGUCAAAUGUUGCGCCAUAUGAAAAGAAAUCUAUUAUUAUUAUGAUGUUGUUGAAAAUUAGUAUACAAUGGUUGACAUUCUUAGUUGAUGAUUGCGAUCCAAAUGAUGCGAAGACUUUCAGGUGGUGUGUUCCAGCUGUAGAAUUUGCCAUGCAAAUGACUAGUGGUUGGAACAUUUUGGGAAUUAAUAAAGAGCAAUUUAAAAAUCUUAAGGACAAAAUCUCUAGUUGUAUGGCGUUACUAAUUUCGCAUUUUGAUAUUAUGGGUGUCAGGUCAUGGGAAGCUGAAAAGACUGUGCUACCGCAAAUGCGACCAAAUAUAGAUAUUGAAGUGGCUGACGAAGAUGUUGUUAGUGAAUUUAAUUCAAAGAUGAGGUUAGAGGCUAUUAAAGAAUUAGAAGGGAGGAUCACUAAACGUCGCCCGAUUGGUAAAGUGUUGGAUGCCACCGAUAAAGAAAACCAAUAUUUACUAUCACUAGCUUCAUCUCUUUACAAUGUAUCCAUUAGAUGGCAAAAGCGCAGUUUUAUAGGAGGUGGCUCUUUUGGUUCAGUAUAUUCAGCAGUUAAUUUGGAUACUGGUGAUAUUCUAGCCGUCAAAGAAAUUAGGUUCCAUGAUAGGAAGUCGAUGAGACAGGUUUUCCCAUCGAUUAAAGAUGAAAUGACUGUUUUGGAAAUGUUGAACCAUCCAAAUAUCGUACAAUAUUAUGGUGUCGAAGUGCACAGAGACAGAGUUAAUAUUUUUAUGGAGUAUUGCGAAGGUGGUUCCCUGGCCAGCUUACUGGAACAUGGGAGAAUAGAGGACGAAAUGGUCACCCAAGUUUAUUCCCUUCAAUUAUUGGAAGGAUUGGCUUAUCUUCAUGAGUCGGGCGUGCAUCAUCGAGAUAUCAAACCGGAGAAUAUUCUCUUAGACUUCAAUGGUAUCAUUAAGUAUGUAGAUUUCGGUGCUGCAAAAUUAAUUGCUACAAAUGGUUCGAAAGUGUUAACGGAGGAUAAUGGUAGAGACAGUACCGAUAAGAUGAUUGGCACACCGAUGUAUAUGUCACCUGAGUCUAUUAGUGCUUCAGGUUACGGUAAAUUCGGGUCUGACGAUAUUUGGUCAUUGGGGUGUGUUGUUUUAGAAAUGGUGACUGGGAGAAGGCCUUGGGCCAACUUGGACAACCAAUGGGCUAUAAUGUACCAGGUUGCUGCAGGUCAAAUUCCAAGCUUUCCAACCAAGCAUGAAAUGUCUCCUACCGGAAUUAAAUUUUUAUCUAGGUGUCUGAUUCAAGACCCUAACAUGAGAUCCAGUGCUGUAGAGUUACUUAUGGACCCUUGGAUUGUCGAGAUUAGAAAUAUUGCAUUUGGAGAAGACGUAAAUGAGGAGAUAUUCAGGGAACGUGAUGAUACAAAAGCUUCAACAUUGUAG